This is a messenger RNA of Annulohypoxylon truncatum, 3764 nucleotides long. RefSeq lists its product as uncharacterized. The record is from RefSeq and is a predicted model, not a curated record. Bases 751 to 3600 code for a protein of 949 amino acids. Lineage: Eukaryota; Fungi; Ascomycota; Sordariomycetes; Xylariales; Hypoxylaceae. The transcript has 2 exons.
GGCCCAAUUCACCGCCGGUUCCCUGCUCUGCAGCCCAACCCGACUACACAAACUCGUAGCAGUACAACCUUUCUCAACCGUUCUAUGGCUUCUACCCCACGAUAGGACCCUGAUAUCCUCGUCUCUUGCCUGUCCCUCUUGACCAGGGUUUCGCUUCUUGGUAAGUACCUCACGCAAUUCUUUACUUUACUACAAUAUUCUUAAGCGGCACCACUCGGCUUUCCAUUCUCCGGAAAAUGUUGUCGCCAUUAUAAAAAUUCACUUUGUACUAUGUACUAUACAUUCUCCGCGCUCAUUUUUUGGAAUUCCCCAAUGGCUUACUUAUAUGUCGCAGAACGACCCAUCUUUUAUCACUCGAUCAAAAAUAUUAUACGAAGAGGGUGAAAAAAAAGUGUGAGAAAAGAAAAGGCCACAAGACCUUUCACACUUCCAACUAUUCAGCCCCCAACUGGAAACCUGACCUUCUUAUACGAAACCUGGUCAUAUUGUCAGGACUAAGAAAUAAGCCGGACAUAAUUACAUCCCACCUGUCCCACUUCCCUGUCUUCGCGGACUUUCCUGCUUUCUAUUUGCCUGAUUUUAUUUUCUCACUUCCUCUCACCAAGACUUCUUCCUCAGUUUACACUUUGAGACACUUUUGGUGACUCUAUUGUGAUCGUUAUCGGUCGCUAGAAAGAUUGAAAUAUCAAUAUCGCUUGAGUCAUUUCUCAAAUUGUGGACAAGUUGAUCAACGCACCAACCAACGUCAAUAUGACUGAGCCUCGAUACCGGUACUCGGGUCGCAGGUCGCCUACUUCCAACCCCGCGCGAGCCUCGUUGCCUGUCGGCGUGGGUUACAACCCUCAUUUCAGCGGGGAUCUUCACGCGGUACCGACGGCGCGCUAUGACGCUGCUGCCCCGCGGAGAGUAAAUGAGCAUAAAGCCUCGUCCUCUUCGAAUACUCCUCCAACCACCACUAUUACAACUUAUAACGUUACUAAAGAGCCAGCGCCGCGCACUUCAAAUACCGCACGUCGUCGCUCAUCCACGGUAGACUCGGGCGCGGUAAAACCUAUCAUAGUUACGACUAACCAUGCCACACGACCUCACGGGUCAUCCUCCCACACGUCAUCUGCCGCUCGCCAGACUAGUCCGUCACGCGACCCUUACCGAUCGAGCGAUGAAACCUAUUAUACGCUACCUGCCUCCUCCACUUCGCGAGGCCAGCGAUAUAACCAUGGCUAUAGCCAGAGCGCGACGCUAAGCAAUGAUGAAAUCAGACGGUUGAGAGAACGAGUUGGCGGUAUCGACGAUAGACUACGAGCCCCGGUACACACCGCGACCGACUACUACCGAUACUCCCUGCCUCAUGCCAAUUAUGCGACUCCAUCACAUGACCUCAAUACCACGGCGGUGAUCGACUACGAGAACGAAGGCUACGAAUACACGAAACCUAGCGAUCUGGCUAGAUACGAUCUGGACCACGAUCGCCAGCAUCCUCGUGGACGCAGGCGGGAAAGCGUUGACCGUCCUGCUAACAACUAUUUCAGACCGACCGUGAACGUCGUGAGUAACGACCCAGGCCGCUACGACGCUCCCGGCCCCGGUCGCGGUCGUGGUCCGCCACCUGCAUCCUCUGCACUUGAGCGCUACAACAGAGCUACCGCUGCGGGCAUCUACGAUCGUCCUACCGUCACCAUGCCAGCUCUUCCACCUCCUGUUCCGGCCGCACCACCCGUCGACCCUAAACGUUGGAUUGAGGCGGCGCCGCCUAGGGACCCAUCUCCUGAGCGUAGAGUGACACGACCACGACCUGUAUCUUUGUACCAGGAUCCGCCGGCGCGCAUGUCUCAUCCCGACGAUCUUUACCGCUCUCAUGAUGACGAGCGUCUGCAUCGUCGUCGGGAGCGUGACGACUCUUACCUCGAUCCUGAGGUCCCUGCGCGCGGAUUUGGUAUCCGGACAGACUCCCUAAAAGUAGAACAACCAGAUCGCCCGGCAAGGUCAGUAGAUCGGCGCGACUAUGAUGACCGGCGCGUGCGCCGGGAAGCGGCGGAGCGCGAACCGCGACGUCGCUCUGAUGAGUCUAUCGACUACGCUCGCCCUCACGACAUUCGACAGUCUGUUGAUGAUACAGUGAGCCGAGACUCUAGAGACUCGAGAGAUUCCAGAGACACCCUCAGCCGUAAGGGUAGCCUAGGCGGCCGAGCCCGCGACAAGGUCGCUGCUGGCUUAGGCGUCGCCGCCGCUGCAAUGGGUCUGGUCCCUCCCAAGGAAUCACCCAAAGAUGAAGAACGCAGAGUCUCCCCGCGUCGCCGGGACGCUAUCGAUGAAGAACCAGAGGUGGCGAGCUCCCGCAGUGGUGAUAGGCACAAGCCUAGAGAGCGAGAUGUCGUGGAGCGCGUAGAACGCAAGCCUUCUCCCAGAGAAGAUGCCACCUUGGAACGACGAGAGUCUCGGAGAGAACGGGCGGACUCGACGUCGGCUUCCAGGGACCGUGAGACGGAUCGGGAGCUUGAGAGGGAGCGUAUUCGUGAGCGCGCCCUUGAUCGCGAGAGGGAACGAGACCGUGAUCAGAGAGAGCAGGAGAAGGAACGGGAGCGCGAGUUAGAACAGCGCGAACGCGAAAAAGAACGUGAGCGCUCUCGUGAGCGCGCCGAGCGCACUAGACGAGAUACCGAGGCCGUGCUCAACGGGUCAGCCGCAGUGGACGAGAGAGACGGCUCGCCACCCUCUGACGAUGGUAAGGGUACUUCGCGCAGACGUGGGCACAAUUCUGCAACCUUUGACCCUACCAAUACUAGCGACCUACUGGACGUCAAGGCCGAGUUGGCUGCUAAGGAUGGUCAAGAGAAACCAAAGGAGAAAUCCCCUGUCGGAGAUCGUACUUACAACAAGGAGGCUAGCCCCUCCGCCUCUAGCGAGCGCCAGUCGACCGACUCCCAUGAAGAGUCUCGGGGUCGCGAAGUAGUCGCAGCUUCGGAAAAACAAGUCCGCGUGGUGUCACCCCCCCGCGACAAGUCGGAGCAGAAGCCCAUCAAGGGCAUUCUUAAGCCGCCUAGCGCCAAAUUCCCCGAGGAAGAGAACCCGAUCCGGGAGGGCGUCGCGCCGCACAAGGACGACAAGACCAAGAAGGGUGUCCCGCCAGGCGCACGCUGGACCAAGAUCAACCGCAAGCUGAUCAACCCCGCCGCCUUAGAGGCCGGAAAGGAGCGCUUCGAGGUGCGCGACGACUUCGUUAUCGUGCUGAGGGUCUUGAACAAGGAGGAGAUACAGGCUUAUGCUACUGCGACGGCGCAGAUUAGAGCCGACAAGAGAAGAGAACUCGAAAAGGAUAUGGGCAGCAGUCACGACUAUGAUAGCCGCGACGAUGAGGAGAAGCGACCAAAUCGUCGCCACCGUCGGGACUAUGAUGAUGAUGAUCGUGAUUAUCGCCGAAACGAUGACCGCGAGCGUCAUAGAAGACAUAGACGCGAUGAUGACUCAGACGAUGAUGGACGCGGCACUCGCGCCCUCGAAUACGAGACUUCGGGUACCGGCCGACGCGACGCAGUCCGUCAUCACAGACCCCUUCGUGACCGCGAUUACGAUUCCAUCACUACGUCGGACGACAGGCGAUAAGCUGCCGUGCCCGGUAUUCUGGUGUCAUUUUUAUUUUAUUUUUAUGGGAUAUCUAGGGUGUACGUGGUUUAUAUGAUCUGUUGAUAUGUUUGUUCAUUCGUUUCAUGUAUACAUACAUGUUGCUGAGGUAAAGCAUCUCGUCGGCAGACAUGGGACGGGAUGGU